This is a messenger RNA of Alternaria atra, 894 nucleotides long. RefSeq lists its product as uncharacterized. Gene Ontology annotation, biological process: mitochondrial respiratory chain complex assembly. Gene Ontology annotation, molecular function: serine-type endopeptidase activity. The transcript has a single exon. The coding region runs from base 1 to 894 and encodes 297 amino acids. Gene Ontology annotation, cellular component: membrane; mitochondrial inner membrane peptidase complex. The record is from RefSeq and is a predicted model, not a curated record. NCBI's taxonomy places the organism in Eukaryota, Fungi, Ascomycota, Dothideomycetes, Pleosporales, Pleosporaceae.
AUGCCACCUAAACCUCCCAUUCGCCUUCCUACGAAACCUCCCGCUGCGCUCAAACAGCAUGUGAAACCCUCCUUACCGACCAGACCGGCAAAUCCUGCCCCACGAGCUCCGCUGCGAUCCAAACCCACCCCAGUAUCACCAUCGAGCAGCGUCACUCCUUCCCCACCACCACCACCACCUCAAUGGCAUGAAAACAGCCAUGCCGGCACAGGUCGGCGCUACAUAAAAUGGGGUACAAACGGCAUCGUAGCAAUCUGCGCCAUGCUCUUCAUCCGCGACCAAUUCAUUGAACUGCAGCACGUCCGCGGCUCCUCCAUGGCACCUACCCUCAGUCCUGAUGCGCACGAGACAGGUCAGGAGGACUACGUCAUCGUACGAGCAUAUCAUGCCACGAGCAGUAGGAAGACAGCCGCGAAAGCAGGAGAAGAAGAGCCAUGGGGUAUAAAACGCGGCGACGUGGUGACGUUUUGGAAACCGCACAAACCUAGGGAAAUGGGGAUCAAACGCGUUGUUGCUGUUGAAGGCGAUACUGUUUAUCCUACGAGAGGGUACGCGCUUGACCCCGAAUUUCAUAAAUGGAGGUUGAGAGGUUUGCCGGAUGGGCUGGUGGAUCAUGAUGAAGAGAGCAUUGCGACGAGAGAUGGUGGGGAGGUGGGGAAGGUGGUUGUGCCGUAUGGACAUGUGUGGAUUGAAGGGGAUAAUUGGAGGAAAAGUUUGGACAGCAAUGACUUUGGGCCGAUUAGCAAGGGCUUGAUACAGGGGAAGGCGGUGCGGGUUUGGAGGGAUUGGUGGGGGUUGAGGGAGGUGGGGGAUGAGAGGAACAAGAAGGAGAAGACGAUGAGGAGUCGGGUUGUAGAGGGACGAAGCGAGGUUCCUGCGGUGUUUCUGGAGUGA